UUGUCCUGCAUACUUAAGUUCUUUAACAUCAUUUCAUAUGUCUUUAUUCUUAUCCUUUUUUCACAGGCUCUCAUCAUCAUAUGCGACGCCUGUGACAAAGGUUUUCAUUCCUCCUGUCAUGUUCCACUUGUUCUUGAACCUGUGGAUCAUAAUUUACCUUGGGUAUGUUCUGCCUGUCAUGCUGAAGGUUAUAGAGUUGCCUUAACUGCAUCAGAAGUUACACAUGAUGAUACUCCUGGUGACCAGGAGCCACUAAAAAGUUCCAAUACAAGUUCUCUCUCUAGUCAUAAACAGGAUAUAAAAGGAACGGAGGAACCUGACCAAAAAAAUCUAUGUGUCGCUGACAGCUCUCGGUCGCAGGUCGAUGACGUCGAGGCUAUACUUUGUAUGCAUGGAAGAACCGACAUUGGGGCACGAGAAGCAAUGAAACGAAAAUCGGAUUGUCCUCAAUCUUCUUCGUUGGCAUCGAAUUCGCUUAAGAGAUCAAAAGCUGCUGGCUCUCCAUCUUCCACACUUGCCUCAUCAAUUGAAAGCCCAAACUCUUGUAAGGUUUUAUGGAGUCCAGAUAAAAUGAGUUUAGAUGAUAAGAGUGUUGAUAACGGCCCCGAAGCUCUAUGUCGCAAUGAGGAAAAAGAAAAUCAUGCACUUCUAAGCCUUAUUGACAAUUCUGCAAAGGUUAAUGCAUCUACUAUACCUGAGCUAGUUACCAUCCCUUCCUCACAACUUUCACCUAAUCCUCUUCGACAAAGAUCCAUCACUUCAACUGUCGUCCCUGGUAUGAAUCCUAAUGAAUAUCCAGCAAAUGAUAAGGGGAAGACGGAUAGUCGUGAAGUAGAUUCAACGCUUGUGUCUGACACUAUCAUAAAUAGCGACAACAAAUCUUCACCUUUGGGAUUGGGAAAAAAGCAGAACCGCGAACAGAUGUGCUACCCUCGGACUCCCAUACUAUUGAACAAAAGCCCGAAUAUCGGUCUCCCCUUCGAAGAAUCUUUCACAAAAUUGACCUCAUCUCACGGAGUCCAGUCUUCAGACAAAUUUGCUCUUACAAAAUUAGCCAGUGACAAUUCACAUGGAAAUGAGUAUGAUAGAUCCGAUUAUCUCCAGUGUAGCGGGCUACAACCAAGCGCCACAAGCAUUCGUAUCACAGCUUCAUCUACCAAUUGUACAGCCACCGCUACUACCGUCAGUUCCAGCACCACCGUCACAACCACCGUUUCUUCUGACGACUUUGGUUGUUCUCUCGUUUCUACAGACAUUCCCUCAUUGCCGGCAGCUAGUAUCGUAAGCAUGGCUUCUUCUACACUCGGUUUCGACUCUACUCAGGAAGAGACAACUGUUCGGCUUUGGAGCGUAGAUCAAGUACAUUCUUGGCUUCUACAUCAGGGCUUUACUCGAGAGGCGGAGGCCUUCCAACAGCAAGAAAUCGAUGGU
Messenger RNA from Protopolystoma xenopodis, 1431 nucleotides. NCBI's taxonomy places the organism in Eukaryota, Metazoa, Platyhelminthes, Monogenea, Polystomatidea, Polystomatidae. The record is from the annotation of a GenBank genome assembly.